UUCAUGCUGGAAAACCCCCCAAUGUGACUGAAUCAAAACAAUUACCGUAUUUUUUUCGCUCCAUAAGACGCACCUAGUACAGGAGAUGACCAGAGACUGCAGACACAAUACAGGAGAUGACCAGAGACUGCGGACACAGUACAGGAGAUGACCAGAGACUGCAGACACAGUACAGGAGAUGACCAGAGACUGCAGACAGUACAGGAGAUGACCAGAGACUGCAGACAUAGUACAGGAGAUGACCAGAGACUGCAGACACAGUACAGGAGAUGACCAGAGACUGCGGACACAGUACAG
Messenger RNA from Staurois parvus, 297 nucleotides. Lineage: Eukaryota; Metazoa; Chordata; Amphibia; Anura; Ranidae. The record is from the annotation of a GenBank genome assembly.